Messenger RNA from Nilaparvata lugens (brown planthopper), 2541 nucleotides. It is a transcript of the gene GLS, whose product is annotated as glutaminase kidney isoform, mitochondrial. Gene Ontology annotation, molecular function: protein binding; glutaminase activity. The record is from RefSeq and is a predicted model, not a curated record. Gene Ontology annotation, biological process: L-glutamine catabolic process. NCBI's taxonomy places the organism in Eukaryota, Metazoa, Arthropoda, Insecta, Hemiptera, Delphacidae.
UGCUAAUGAUCCCGAUCAUUCCAAGAAAACAGAAGAUGUUCUGUUUGAAAUGUUCAAAGAUGAGGAGAAAGACAUCAUUCAUGUGGGGAAGUUUCUAGCGGCUCUCAGAAACACAGGCCUGAGAAAAAAUGACCCAAGGCUUGCUGACUUCAUGGAAAACUUGAAGAAUGUUCACAGAAAAUCUGGAAUGGAAGGUGGUUCCCCCGAAACACAGAAACUGGAUUUGGAUACAUUCAGACAAGUGAUUGGUGCUAACCUAGUCCUUAUUUCGAAAGCAUUCCGUCAUAACUUCAUCAUACCAGAUUUCCAAAAUUUCUGUAAAUACAUUGAAGAAUUCUAUUGGAAGUGCAAGAGUAAUACAGAGGGAAAGGUGGCUAGUUACAUUCCACAGCUGGCUCGAAUGAAUCCUGACUACUGGGGAGUGAGUGUGUGCACUAUCGACGGUCAGCGGUUCUCCAUUGGAGACGUGACGGUUCCAUUCACCCUGCAGUCGUGUAGCAAACCACUGACAUACGGUAUAGCAUUGGAACAGUUGGGCCAGGAUGUGGUUCAUGGUUAUGUAGGUCAGGAACCCAGUGGACGAAAUUUCAAUGAACUUGUACUUGAUUAUAAUAAGAAACCGCACAAUCCAAUGAUAAAUGCUGGUGCUAUAUUAAUCUGUUCCUUGUUGAAAACAUUGGUAAAAUCCGAGAUGACAUUAGCGGAAAAAUUCGACUAUACAAUGAAUUAUUUCAAGCGUUUAGCUGGAGGAGAGUAUCUUGGAUUCAACAACUCAGUAUUCCUGUCAGAAAGAGAAUCAGCCGAUCGUAAUUAUGCUCUGGGAUUCUAUAUGAGAGAGAAUAAGUGCUAUCCUGAAAAAACUAACUUGAAGGAGUGCAUGGACUUUUAUUUCCAGUGCUGUGCGAUGGAAGCGAACUGCGAGAGCAUGUCGGUGAUGGCGGCGACGCUGGCCAAUGGCGGCAUCUGCCCCAUCACCGAGGAGAAGGUGCUCCGGCCUGACUCCAUCCGGGAUGUCCUCUCACUCAUGCACAGCUGCGGCAUGUACGACUACUCCGGACAGUUCGCCUUCAAGGUGGGCUUGCCGGCAAAAUCAGGCGUAUGCGGAGGUAUGCUGGUUGUGAUACCCAACACAAUGGGGAUAUGCUCUUGGUCUCCGCCGCUCGACCACAUGGGCAACAGUUGCCGUGGUGUUCAGUUUUGUGAGGAACUUGUUCGUGUCUUCAACUUCCAUCGGUAUGACAAUUUGAAGCAUGCCACAAAUAAAUUGGACCCCAGAAGACACAAGUACGAGACGAAGGGACUGAGCAUUGUCAACUUGCUCUUCUCAGCGGCCAGUGGAGAUUUGUCUGCAAUGAGAAGACACAGACUGUCGGGAAUGGACAUGACCCUGGCCGAUUAUGACGGCAGGACGGCUCUGCAUCUGGCUGCAGCUGAAGGCCACCUCGACAUCGUCACAUUCCUGCUGGAGCAGUGUGCUGUGCCCCACCAUCCCAAGGACAGAUGGGGCAACUCGCCGCUGGACGAGGCGAUGCGCUUCCGACACGUGCAAGUGGUGACCUACCUGAAGGAGUGGGCUAAGCAGCAGCCCCCACCCGGACUCGACGAGUCAUCCUCGUGCGAACCCCCGAGGCCCGUUGAGGAGACCUCGCCACUUCCCUCCUAAACACUCUCUCUGUGCUUCCACUCGACCUGACAAUAAAACCAGGCCUGGUUUCUCAACAAACCGCAAUAUUAUUCAUUAAAUAGUUUGCAAUAUUAUUAAACUUACAGACACCAAACAUGCUAUAGUUUAGAUCUGUUUCCUGUUUAGGACUGUUUGAAGCUGUUCCCUGUUUAGGACUGUUUGGAGCCCUUUAGUCUGGAACUGCUCUAAACUGUUUCAUUCAGAAAUUUAACUGAUUGAAUGUCGGUUAUGUCGGAAUGUCUAUUGGACACAUUAAUAUUCAUAUUUAUUUUUAUUCAAUCAGACACAUUAUAAUACUGGGAAAAGAAAAUAGACGCAAGCCCGAAAUUUCUCCUCCUUAGUUAAUUAAAAUUGAGCAAUGUAGGGUUUUGGCUCAUCACAUUCACUUUAACAAUUUUCACUUUUCACAAGACUAAAUAACUUAUAUAGGCCUAAGUUUUAUUAUUUGAAUUUUGAAUUUUGUUAUAUCUAGUAAUAUAGAAUACAAAAACAUUUUUUGUAUUUGUGUAUUCAAUUGUUAGUAGUUUACUCACAAAAAACAAACAAAUUUCAUCAUUUAAGAACUACCUAACGAAAAAGAACUAUCCUAUUCAUACAACUAGCAAAAUUCAAUAAGUCCAAAAUAAUAUUAAGUUACUCAAUAAUAUAAGUAUACGGUACGGUAUGGGCAUUGAUCAACAUACAAUGAAUUACUAUAAUGGAUGAGUAGAAUUGGUUACCAUCAAAAUCGAUUUACACUGGUAAAAUAUCAGUAGCAUACUGGUACAAUAAUUAUCAGUAAAAGCUCAAAAAUAUAGAUCUUUCAAGAAUAAUGUAAUGGCUUCCAAUCAAAGAUAAACUCAUUCCAUUACCCAAGU